Molecule: messenger RNA, 915 nt
Organism: Coregonus clupeaformis (lake whitefish)
Lineage: Eukaryota; Metazoa; Chordata; Actinopteri; Salmoniformes; Salmonidae
Exons: 6
Coding region: 1-606 (201 amino acids)
Biological process (GO): immune response
Cellular component (GO): extracellular region
Molecular function (GO): interleukin-12 receptor binding; growth factor activity
Source: RefSeq, a predicted model, not a curated record
AUGCUGCCAAACUUUUAUUUAUACCUUGCCAGCUGUGUGCUGCUGCUCGCGUUGUCCUGCCAAGUCUCUUUGGGAACCCCAGUGCCCACGCCACUGAGUUUGGACUCUGAGAAAUGUGCGCAGUGCGCUAAUCUCUCCAGAGAGCUCGUCAAGAAUGUUAGAAAGCUCCUGGACGAAGAAAACCUGUUUGGUGGUUUAAACUGCUCAGAGCAGCGCGUGGAGGUAAACCGUAAGACACAGACAGUCCUAGCCUGCGAACCCAACACGGACAGGAACACAAGAUGCUCUGGUCAACAGAACACCACAUUUAGUGAGAGUGAGUGUCUGAGGAACAUCCGAGCAGACCUCGGACAUUUUGCUGCCUCACUACAGGCUUACAAACAGGCCGACCUCAGCUCCACUGCCCAGGACACCCAGAACCUACUCAAUAAUUGUCCAUCCACACAAGGCGAGCCUUCCUCACAGGUUGCAGACCCUAAGCUGACUAGUGGUGACUCUGUGGACCAGCGGGUCCAUCUGUGUAAGGUACUGAAGGGCUUCCACCUCCGGAUCAUCACCAUUAGCAGAGCAAUGGGCUACAUCUCUGCUGGGGACCACAGGAAGUAAACCCUCAUCUUCAACACCAUCCGAUUCCUCAUCAUCAACUAUAUCAAGUACUGACCAUCAUCAUCACCUACAACUGUAACAAGUUCAUCAUCAGCAAGAUUGAUUAUCUUCAUCAGACAUCAACAACUACUUUGUCAUCAUAACUGUUGAAUACUGCACUACACUGUGUAUGCUUAGAUGAGUAGGACAUAAGCUAGCUAAACUCUUUUUGGCUCAGUUAGAGCUGGAUGACAGUAGAUUUAGUGCAUAGCUAAUCAAUUAACAUCAUGUUGGUCAAUCUAUUUGUUUAUUUAUUCCUUUAUUUAGGGA